UCCACCUAUUAAAGGUCGUAGAGGAGGUACACUAGAUUCGGUAAUCACUUUAUUGUAAAUUUAUAAUCUUCAUUUCGAUUAUGGUAAUUAUUGAAUGCCCAUGUCGAUUAUAUCCUCUUCUCUACUGGUUCCUAUAAUGGAUGCUAUUAGUAUCAUUCAGAACCAUCCGACCAGUAAGGGUCGAGUUACACAUUUCUGUUGCUCUCUUUCGGUGUUCCUGUCGCUGGUGUUUAUUGGUCCUUUCUCCUGGUUACUAAGUCAAGUUACAAGAUCAGUCAACAUAGUCCAUGGUGAAUAA
Molecule: messenger RNA, 298 nt
Organism: Mycotypha africana
Lineage: Eukaryota; Fungi; Mucoromycota; Mucoromycetes; Mucorales; Mycotyphaceae
Exons: 2
Coding region: 95-298 (67 amino acids)
Source: RefSeq, a predicted model, not a curated record